Molecule: messenger RNA, 7660 nt
Organism: Macrosteles quadrilineatus (aster leafhopper)
Lineage: Eukaryota; Metazoa; Arthropoda; Insecta; Hemiptera; Cicadellidae
Product: xanthine dehydrogenase-like
Exons: 27
Coding region: 114-3998 (1294 amino acids)
Molecular function (GO): 2 iron, 2 sulfur cluster binding; FAD binding; oxidoreductase activity
Source: RefSeq, a predicted model, not a curated record
UUGUGUGUAGUAGGUUAGGGCAGUGAGUUUUUGUUGGGGUAGGAUUUGAUAAUAUGAGUGGUUAUUAUUUUUAAUUUCUCAUAAUUCAUAAAUUCAAUAUAACAUAAGAGACUAUGAUGCCUGCUAAACCUCGGUUUGGGGAGGUGACUCUAACCAUUAACAAAAGGAAGUUCAAAGUUUGUGGCGACCUUCCCCCAAGCACCAGUCUGAGCAGCUUCAUCCGCAGUCAUGCUCAUCUCAGUGGUACGAAGACCAUGUGUGAGGAAGGAGGCUGCGGCUCAUGUGUGGUUGCUGUUAGAAGAGUCCACUCUGUUACUGGUCAAGAUGUUGUUUAUGCUAUCAAUUCUUGCCUGGUGCCUGUAUUGAGUUGUCAUGGCUGGGAUGUGAUGACAGUAGAAGGUAUCGGCAGCCAACACUCAGGCUACCACCCACUGCAGGUGUUACUGGCCGCUCACAAUGGCUCCCAGUGUGGCUACUGCUCUCCUGGAAUGGUCGUCAACAUGUAUAGCUUGAUGGAAAACCAGCAUAAAUUGACACAGGAAGAAAUUGAACAGUCAUUUGAUGGUAAUAUUUGUCGCUGCACAGGCUACAGACCAAUUUUGGAGGCCUUUAAAAGUGUGGCCUCCAACCCAGCCAGUGGCAAGGAGCUCAAGUGUCAUGAUAUUGAGGAUAUGCUCAAAGGCUGCAUAAAUGGUUGCAACUACACUAUUAGAUGUGAUCCCAAGAAUAUGUGCAAGGAUAAAAGUGAUUGCCUUCACAAAAACCAGUUUGAUGAAUCAGUGAAUGCGCAUCGCAAACCACACUCCGAGUCCUUGUUGGUAAAAACUAGUGUGGGAAAAUGGUACAAGGUGUCAACCAAACAAGAGGUUUUCGAAGUCCUCAAGAGCAUUGACAAAGAAUCCUAUCGCUUUAUAGCAGGAAACACUGCUCACGGUGUUUACCGAGACCACAAGGAAUACCAGAAUCUCAUUGACAUCAGUGAUGUGUCAGAGUUGAAGUCGUACGAUGUUAGUGACUCCAAGUUGAUAGUUGGAGUCAACAUGUGUUUGACAGAGCUGAUCCUGGUGUUACGUCAUGUCGCAGACAGCAAUGCCAACCUCUACCAAUAUACAGCAACACUGGCUGAUCACAUUUCUCUCAUCGCCAAUGUACCUGUGAGAAAUGCUGGUACAAUAGCUGGAAAUAUCUGUAUAAAAAAACAACAUCCAGAGUUUCCAUCCGACUUGUUUCUCUGUCUGGAAACUGUGGGAGCACAAAUAGUAUUUGAGAGAGCUGAUGGAAAAUCGUACACUGUAAGCCUGGUACAGUUUCUCUCAGUUGACUUGGACCAAGCACUGCUCAUGUAUCUGGUGCUUCCCCCUCUGGACAAGUCUCUCUAUUUCGUUCGCACUUUUAAGAUCAUGCCUCGAGCCAAGAAUGUCCAUGCUUACAUCAAUGCAGGAUUUUGCUUCAAAGUUGAUAAAGCUUCUCAAUUCAAACUAUUGGAAAAACCUGCAAUUGUUUACGGAGGCAUAUCUUCCUCUUUUGUGCAUGCUAGUGCGACAGAGUGUUUGCUAGAAUCUCUCAGCAGCCAAGGGAAGGGCCUCCUACUAGAAGAGGUCCUACAGGAGGCUGUGGAAUCUCUUCAGAAGGAGAUUCAUCCAGAGCCCCUGUCUCCAGAGGUCAAUCCUCAGUACAGGGUCGGCCUAGCAGUUGCUCUUUUCUACAAGACUAUGCUGGGUCUUAGUCCAGAGACAGUGGCGCCUCAGUAUCGCAGUGGUGCCACAAUACUCACUCGUCCAGUUUCUUCUUCUAAACGAGACUUUGACACUGAUAAAUCUGUUUGGCCUGUCAACAAACCGAUUCCAAAAGUAGAAGCUUUAUAUCAGUGCUCUGGGGAAGCCCAGUAUGUUGCAGAUAUCCCUCAGUUCCCUGGAGAGUUGCAUGGAGCUGUGGUGCUGACAACCGUUGGUAAAGGAACUAUCUCUGCUGUGGACUCCUCUCAAGCACUGCAAAUGCCGGGAGUGAUGGCCUUUUAUACGGCCAAAGACAUUCCUGGAGUGAACAGUUUUACUACUGGCUUUCCUGAUGAUGAACCUGUGCUCUGUGAUGGGAAAGUGUUGUAUCAUGGGCAGCCUGUGGGGAUAAUUGUAGCCAAGACUCAUAAAUUGGCUCUCAAGGCAGCUUCCAAAGUUGUUGUCAAGUACUGCAAUGUUGAAACACCUGCCAUAGACAUGAAGAAUGUGAUUGAACGUAAUGAUGAGGCCCGCAUCAUCUUACAAGCUGAGAUGACACCAACAGCCUUCCCAGAGGUGGCAGGAGGGACAGAGAGAGUGACAGUGAAAGGCUCAGUAGAUCUGCAUGAGCAAUACCACAUGACCAUGGAGCUGCAGACCUGUGUGUGUGUCCCAGUGGAGGAUGGCAUGGACGUGUAUUCCAGCACCCAGUGGAUGGAACAUGUGCACAAUGCUGUGUCUAGAGUAUUGUCCAUUCCUGCUCACAGAAUCAACAUGAAGGUACGUCGCCUGGGUGGAGGAUAUGGCGCUAAGUUGACCCGGGCCACAUGGGUUGCAACUCUGUGUGCUGUGGCUGCUAAACUGACAAAUACAACUGUGAGGUUCACCUUGCCUUUGGAGACUAACAUGGCUAUGAUGGGCAAACGCUAUGGCUGUCUCACAAACUACAAGGUAGAAGUAGACAAGGCCACUGGCAAGAUACUUAGCCUGGAAGGCAGCUUCUUUGAGGAUGCAGGCUGGUCAGAGAAUGACCCUGUAGUUGAAGGCACAAUGAUGUGGCUGCCUAGUGCUUACGACUCUAGCACCUGGAACUGGAAAGGAAACAUCGUGAAGACAGACAAGGCCUCCAACACUUGGUGUAGAUCACCAGGUUCAACAGAGGCCAUAGGAACGAUAGAAGUUAUCAUGGACAGCAUCGCAACGAACACCGGACUGGACCCUGUCAGUGUUAGGUUGGCUAACAUGGUACCAUCAGAGACCAAUCCUGUGCCUUCCAUGGUGGACUAUUGGAGGAAACACACUGACUAUGAUACUAGACUGGAGGAAAUCAAUAAAUACAACAGUGAGAACAGAUGGAAGAAGCGAGGCAUCAGUUUAGUGCCACUGACUUACAAGCUUAUGCUGGCGAGUCGCUACAACGCCAUGGUGACCAUCUACGCUGUGGAUGGGACUGUAGCUGUUUCCCAUGGAGGCAUAGAGUGUGGGCAAGGUAUUAACACAAAGGUGGUGCAGGUGUGUGCCCUGGGUCUGGGCAUUGACAUGAGCCUCAUACAAGUCAAACCAACAGACAUUCUCGUCUCACCCAACAACGAAGGCACAGGAGGAAGUGUGUCCAGUGAAUCUGUCUGCUAUGCUGUGAUGGAGUGCUGUAAAAAACUACUAGAGAGACUAGAGCCUGUAAGAAGUCUAUUACCUGCGGGAUACACCUGGCAAGAUCUCAUACAAAAAGCUUACUCUGAACAAGUUAAACUCAAUGCCUCGUAUCUAUUUACCUCAAAAGACAAUGUAAAGGAUUAUGACAUUUAUGGCGUCACAGUGGCAGAAGUUGAAGUAGAUAUCCUCACUGGACAGCAUCAGGUGAGGAGAGUAGACAUACUGGAGGAUGCUGGUGUCAGUCUUAGUCCUGAGAUAGACAUUGGACAGGUGGAAGGAGCGUUUGUGAUGGGGCUGGGUUACUACACACUAGAGAACCUGGUGUACAGUGACACUGGAGCAUUACUUACCAAUAGAACAUGGAAUUACUAUCCACCAGGUCCACUUGACAUUCCAAUUGAUUUUCGAAUCCAACUCAGGAAAAAUGCUCCAAACCCCCUUGGCGUGCUCCGCUCAAAAGCCACAGGUGAGCCCCCACUGUGCAUGUCUGUGGCAGUCCCCCUGGCCAUGUGUCGAGCCAUUCAGGAGGCUGAGGUCACUCCUUUCGUACAGGCUUUCAGUACUCCAUUAUCUCCUGAGAAGACUUUCUUGGCCAGCAAAAAUGAUAUUAGUUAUUAUAAGUACUCAUAGUAAUUAUUUUACCACUGACAUUGUAUGCAGCCUAAUGCUUUUUACUGUAUACAAUGUAGCUUAAGGCUUAGUUAAUAGAAUUGAUUGAAGGUGUUCAUUCGUCAAACAUUUAUCGGAUUUUAUAAUUUAAUAUAUUUCUUAAGUAGAGUAUUUUGAAAAUAUACAUGGCAGACUUAGUUUGGAAUUUUUUUAAGUCAGUGGGACUCUAAACUUUAAAUUCUUGAGUAUUGAAUAAAAGUGGAAAAAACAUUAAAUCAUCAUUUAUUUACCACAAUUUAUAUGAAAUUGUUAAGUAUUUAUAUGUGUAUACAGAGUGAGGUGGGUAAAUUGUUUCCCAAAAAACUAACAACAUUUUAGCAACAAGCGAACGAAAAGCAAUAGUAUAAGAUAUGUACGGCUACAAUACAUCCAGACAACAUUUAAUAUGUACAGUUAUGUUUAUUUAGAUGUUGUGCACGUUUGCUUUGGAAAGUAAAUAAUUUUCUUGUAUACUGUCAAAGCUAUAUUCAUGUUUUAAAGGACCCACGGGAACAUAUUUUUUUACGAUUACAGUGUAGACCAUAAGGCUGGUUACACCCUAGUGUCGUAGUCAUGGCACGUGAGAAAUAUUUCUUGAUCCUUUGAGAGUGAAAAAUUAGUGAUAUUUGUCAUAUCUAUAGAACUGCCUCUGUUACCAUAUAAGUAGUAGCAUAGACUAAGCAACACAAGUAGACUCCUCGUCCCAUUGUAAAUUUUGAAGCUUGUUUUUUGUGUCUAGUUCAUGUACGUCCACAUUGAUCGCUGGGGUAGACGAAAUUUUGUUUUAGGGUUAUUUUCAUGAUUUGUGCUAUACUAAUUGGUUUUUCAUGUAGGAGACCAGUUAUUGUUUAUUAUUACAUCGUUUUAUUUGGUUAAUUGAGGUUUUAAAUGGCUGAAAUAACAAGAAACAAAUUGUAAACUAAACACAUCCUCUACAGUUGGACGUACAGAACUAACAAUAAAAUUGGCUUCAGCUGUUCCAUAAGGAUGACAAAUCUACUAAGGGAGUAUGUUUUAUUUAUGGUAGUAGUACUCAUACAUUUUAUAACUAAAUCCAAAAUUAAAUACCCUAGUAGUAUAAAUAUAAGUAAGUAUAUUAUUUUUUACCAUUUAGUCAUUAGUCAUAUUAUUAUAGUGACUAUCUUAGUAGACUUUAAAAGAAAAAUAAUGUCAAAAGUUUUUGUUUUUUAAAGUUUCGGUGGUUUUGGGAUUUUAGGUUUGGUUGUGACACAUCACUAGAGUAUAGUUAAACACCUUUGAUGUUAUUCUACUGCUGGACUGUGAACACUUUAACACGUUCGCUGCUACGGCGCCAGGAGCUAGGAACGUUCCGGAACGUCACCGUUCAUUGUUGUUUAACGUUUCCAUGGAUCAGCCAGCUCGUCACGAGCGUCUUAUAUUUCCUUUCAGCUCAUGGGGACGUACUUUUCUGACAAUAAAAAAUAUAGUUUCCCAAAAUCACCACCAGGGUCGAUGGAACAGGGCUUUGUCCCACCUCUUUUCUGCUAGAUAGCGACACUACUUUACCGACUGCAACCUAGGUAGUGCUGCUAUCUAUCAGAAUCACUUAGUACUAUGUCCAAAGCCAGUUUUAUUGCAGAACAUUGCCCUCCAGUAUAACUAUUAUUGUUUUUACUGUAAUUCAGUGUAUCGGCGGCAAAGUUACGCAGCGGCGAGCGUUAGUUCAGCUCCUGGCGCCGUCCCGGCAUCUAGCGGUCAGCAGCGAACGUGUUAAGAAUACUUGUUGCACCUGAGACUUAAAGAAAUUUAUGGUUUCAGCAAAAACCAAAUUAUGUUAGAAAUUGUCAAUAGUUGUGUACAAUGAACAGAUUGUUCUGGAUUAGUUGGGAUCUUGAUGAUUUGGAUGUUCAAUUAACCUUACAGUAACCAUGCAUAAUCAACUUUAUAUGAAAACACAAAGCCACUGUGUUAUAUUAUUGUUCAAAGAGUUACUGGGUGAAUGUUUACUCUCCGUCACAUUACAGCAUAAGCUACAUUAUACAUUAUACAACUCAGUCAAUCCAAGUUGAAUGUGAAUCCAUUACCUACCCUACAUGUGACAUUAGUUCUAAUCAAAAAUUAUCUCAUAUCACUAAUUUAUAGACUUCUUACUAUUUUGUAUAAAAACACACAUGUUUUACUUACUGGACUGUCAUUCUUAGUACUUUCUUGGUAGUUAACACACAGUUCACAUAUUCAGUUUUAUUAUACAUUUUAUUUUGAUCACGAUAUAUGUAUAGCCCAUAUAGUUUUUAGUAUUUUAUAUAUAUUAUUUUCUUAUUUUAUAUUCUCACCUAUAAUAUUAGUAGAAUUAACCAUGGGUUGUUUCCGAAGUGUGCUUUAAGUGUAUUUACUAACAUUUCAAUAUUUAUAAUCCAAUCAAACACUAUGUUUUAUUUUUAUAUAUUAACUAGCUGUUUUGAAAUUAGGUGAAGUCCAGCACGCAAUUUACUUUCUUACCCUUAGUAUCAUUGACUAUUGGAGUAUAUGGAGAAACUAUUGUUUUUGGCAAAAUUUUUGAGUUUGAGUUUUGAGUGGAUAUAUCCAUUUUGGGUCCCCCUAGACCCAAAAGAAUGGUUUUCGAAGUGAUGUCUGUGUGUGUGUGGAUGUGUACAGAGCUACAGACCACACCUGUCGUCAGAUUUUGAUGAAAUUUGGUAUGUAGGUCCUAAUCCAUGGUAUCGCCAGGUGUCUUUUUCGUUUUUUUGAAAUUAUUAUUUUUAAUAGGGAUUUAAAAAAAAACAAUAACAAAAUAACAGAGAAAUAAGAUUUUCUCAAAAAUGGCCUGAACGAUUUUGAUAAAGAUUUAGUAUGUUAUAGUCCUUUAGUUUUUGAACAAAAUAGUACAAAUCCCAUUUCGGUAGAAAUUACGGUUCAAAACUUAUUGUAACUUAUGUUAUUUUCCCAUAAAAAAAUCCCAUAUAAUUACAAAAAAUCGGAUUUUGUAAAUACACCCGGUUUUGAUUAAAAUUAAUGUGUUAUGGUCGUUAUAAUUCUAAAAAAAAUAAUUCAACCCCCAUUCGUGUAACAAUUAGGGUUUAAAAGUUAUUGCAACUUUUUCGAUUUUUUUUUCUAUCCUACAAAAUUAUCUUAGUUACUCCCACCGCUUACCCAUGAUAAAGGUUGUUGACAAGCUUAUGGGAGAAAGUAUGUGUCAGAAUGCUGAUACCGUUUAUUUUUCAUUACAGUUGUAUCUGUUAAUGUUAGAAUUUGUGUUUAUUUCUAUAACUGCCCAUAAGAAUUGUUGGUUGUCUAUCCUUGUAAUUGAUUUGUAUCCUUGACCCAUAUUGGAAAUGGUUUUAAACAGUCCAAGAUAAUAAAAGCAUUAAAAAUCAUUUUCAAACUUCAGUAGGCAUCUGAUUAUCCUCAAAAAUGAGUAGCUGAGUGAUCGAGAAUUGUCAAAUUGUGAGUAGCCUAUGCAAACCUAACCUUAAAUGCCUGGUAAAUAACAACACAAUAAUAAUAAUAGUGUGGUAAUUUUGACAUUAACCCUCCGAGUGUCCCUUGUUUUGGCCUUAAUGUCUGCCUAUUUUUAGCUCAUUUGCAAGGUUUUAUUAAAACGGAUAUGAGAAGCUUAAAAACAAUGUUCAUUAUACUGUUCUAUAUACCAUUUUGUUUGGAAAAUCAUGGGCUUCAAUAUUAUA